AGGAUGUCCCUUGGGUUAUAUAGGUUUCAAUUGCUCAAUUCCGUGUAGAUACCCAGGUUAUGGCCCUGCAUGCCAAAACGGUUGCAGCUGUACAGAGGAAUAUUGUGACUUUUCAACAGGAUGCAAAGAGAGGAAAGUCCACCUUCCCAUUCAAAAACGUCUUAAUGCAGACUUUUUAGCUAGAAACAUUGCUGAUUUAAAAUCCAAGCUUAAUCCGAAUCAAACUACACAUCCAGCAAAAGAGACGAUGGAUAAACCAAACAAAUCAAAGUCAGAAUCACAAACAAUGCCAAUCCUCAUUGGUGCCGUGGUUGCUCUUUCUUUUAUACUUCUUGCCACUGGGUUUAAGUUUUCCUGGAAAAAGGUCAAGCCAUCCUAUUUGAGAAAUAGAAGAGAAGACACCGACAUCCCAAAUAUAAAAGUCGAGCUAAAAAGAAUAACGUGUGAUUAUGAGGACAUGAAAGAAAAUUCGUAUGAGGAUCUGGACGAAAAGGAAACUUGUGAGGACAAAGACAAAAAGCCGGAAGGCAAUGCUGAAAAUGAUAAUAUUGAUACUCUCAAAGUCACAAAGAUUGGAGGGAACAAAAAUGAGGACCGAGAAUCCAAACAUUUUUUGACGAUUUGAAAUGACAUCAUGCGUUAAAACGUGUGCAGGAACAUCUACAUAGUACUAAUAAAUUCUAUAAAUGGUUAUAUAGCAAGUAUUCUAACAAGCGCGUUGGGAAAGUGUGUGUCGUUAGAGGAAAGGGAUAAGGCUUUUGAACAUGAAAACAUAACAUAAAAUAUUUCCAAUUUAUGCCUUCAAGUAAAGCAGUUGACAUAUUCAUCAUCCUUAGCUAGAAGGCAUCGAAAGAGAAGAUCAACAUGCAUGCAAGAAUCUCUCAUUACACUUGUACUGUCUUUAGAUUAUUAAAACUAUGUUACCUUUGAUUUACUUUGACGGAUUUGACGUUUUAUCAGAGUUUGGUUAAGUUGAUAACUUCCUUCCUGAUUCAUAUGUCUGUUUUUGUCAAAUUCAAUGAACGACCUAUAUAACAUGUACAUUUACAAAAAAAUCAGAUUUGUAAUAUCAUUUUCGUUAUUUCUUAAUGAAUCAUGAAGAAUAAAGUUAGGCUUAAAAUUUCCCUUAAUUU
Molecule: messenger RNA, 1133 nt
Organism: Saccostrea cuccullata (small rock oyster)
Lineage: Eukaryota; Metazoa; Mollusca; Bivalvia; Ostreida; Ostreidae
Exons: 2
Coding region: 248-625 (125 amino acids)
Source: RefSeq, a predicted model, not a curated record